Messenger RNA from Ceratotherium simum simum (southern white rhinoceros), 1495 nucleotides. RefSeq names its product DDI proteasomal shuttling factor 1 (gene DDI1). Gene Ontology annotation, biological process: proteolysis. Gene Ontology annotation, molecular function: protein binding; aspartic-type endopeptidase activity. Lineage: Eukaryota; Metazoa; Chordata; Mammalia; Perissodactyla; Rhinocerotidae. The record is from RefSeq and is a predicted model, not a curated record.
GCCAGGCAGCAGGCACUGAGGCUGGCAAGCCGCCCCCAGACUGGUGAGUGGCUGUGCUUCUUGGAGAGGUGAAUGAACCACAACAAGGCACCAAGUGUUGAGGAGCAACUGAGCCAUCAAUAAAGACCAGCUCCAGUCAGCCAGUGAAGAAUCCAUGCCCUCUGCCCACCUGGCCCUCCUAAGCCCAUGCCAUGCUGGUCACUGUGUACUGCGUGCGGAGGGACCUCUCCGAGGUAACCUUCUCCCUCCAGGUCAGCCCUGACUUGGAGCUCCACAGCUUCCGCGUCCUCUGUGAGCUCGAGUCUGGUGUCCCCGCUGAAGAGAUCCAGAUCAUCUACAUGGAGCGACUCCUCGCUGACGACCACUGUUCCCUGGGCUCCUAUGGCCUCAAAGAUGGCGAUGUUGUUGUUUUGCUUCAGAAGGAGUAUGUGGGACCUCGGCCUUGUGGACGGACAUCAAGCCUGCCUCGGAUUGAUUUCACCGGGAUAGCUGAGCCUGGGACGUCCAGCUCCCGGCAGCAGCACCAGCGUGCACAGUCGGCCCAGAAGUCCCGUGGCCUGGACUCCGGAGAGAAGAUGUCUGCUCAAGGUCUGGACAGCCCCGCCCUGAUCCGAAGCAUGCUGCUCUCCAAUCCCCACGAUCUGUCCCUGCUGAAGGAACGCAACCCCCCCUUAGCGGACGCCCUGCUCAGCGGAAACCUGGAGACGUUUUCUCAGGUCCUGAUGGAGCAGCAAAGGGAAAGGGCCCUGAGAGAGCAAGAGAGGCUUCGCCUCUGUUCUGCUGACCCAUUUGAUUUGGAAGCUCAGGCCAAAAUAGAAGAGGAAAUCCGGCAGCAGAACAUUGAGGAAAACAUGAAUAUAGCGAUGGAAGAGGCUCCAGAGAGUUUCGGGCAAGUGGCCAUGCUCUAUAUUAACUGCAAAGUGAAUGGACAUCCUUUGAAGGCUUUUGUUGACUCGGGGGCCCAGAUGACCAUUAUGAGCCAAGCUUGCGCCGAGAGAUGUAAUAUAAUACGCCUGGUGGAUCGACGGUGGGCUGGGAUUGCUAAAGGAGUAGGCACGCAGAGGAUUAUUGGCCGAGUUCAUCUAGCUCAGAUUCAAAUCGAAGGUGAUUUCUUACAAUGCUCUUUCUCUAUCCUCGAGGAUCAGCCCAUGGACAUGCUUCUAGGGCUAGACAUGCUCAGGAGACAUCAAUGUUCCAUUGACUUGAAGAAAAACGUGUUGGUGAUCGGCACCACUGGCACACAGACUCACUUUCUUCCUGAGGGAGAGUUACCCCUAUGUGCUAAGCUGCUAAGUGGUGCUAGGCAAGAAGAGUCUUCAAAUAAAGAAGCAGCAGAUACUGUUAAACAUUCAGUCAUGGAUUCAGGAAGAAAAAAGCAUUGAGACAGGUUAUAAACAUACCACCACUUUGAGGGAGUCUCAGGUCCCAGGAAAUUAUAAGACAUGAGCUCACUGGCAAUGUAAUCAUUAAAAACAUCAGUAACAAGUAACCUGGC